Messenger RNA from Pichia membranifaciens NRRL Y-2026, 1150 nucleotides. RefSeq lists its product as hypothetical. Gene Ontology annotation, molecular function: GDP binding; GTP binding; GTPase activity. Gene Ontology annotation, biological process: signal transduction. Gene Ontology annotation, cellular component: plasma membrane. Lineage: Eukaryota; Fungi; Ascomycota; Pichiomycetes; Pichiales; Pichiaceae. The record is from RefSeq and is a predicted model, not a curated record. The transcript is spliced from 2 exons. The coding region runs from base 156 to 953 and encodes 265 amino acids.
AGGAGGGCCAAGCGAGCCUGGACAGGCUGGCUGCGGACGGUGAUCCGCCUGGAAGUUAGUGGACUACUUGGCCAGAUCCCGUUGGCACAAAUGGAUCGUAGUGUGGGCUGGGGUUUGUUUAGGCAGUUCUGGGUGUAUUGCAUCGUACAAGAAAAAUGAGAGACUACAAAUUAGUUGUGCUAGGUGCUGGAGGUGUUGGUAAGUCAUGUUUGACUGUCCAGUUUGUGCAGGGGAUAUACAUUGACACGUAUGAUCCGACGAUUGAAGAUUCGUACUCCAAGGAAAUAGAGGUGGAUGGACGUGCGUGCAACCUCGAGAUACUGGACACUGCCGGCGUUGCACAGUUUACUGCAAUGCGGGAGUUGUACAUCAAGAACGGACAGGGCUUUCUCUUGGUGUACUCUGUCACGGACAAGAAGUCACUACAGGAGCUGUUGUCAAUCCGAGAACAGAUCAUUCGGAUCAAGGGGACAAGCAACAUUCCAAUGGUAUUGGUUGGUAACAAAUGCGAUCUGGCCGAGGAAAGAGAACUCGAGCCGGAGGAUGGCAUAGACGUUUCCAAGCAGUGGAACAAGGUUCCAUUUUACGAAACAAGCGCAAUGUACCGAAUGAACGUCGAUGACGCAUUUGUCGAUGUCGUGAGACAGAUCAUCAGAAAGGAGGUCCAGCAGCAACAAGUCACAGAGGACCACCAGCAGCAACAACAGCCUCAGCAGCAACAACUGCCAAGUACGGCAGGAAGUUCGGCUUUGCCGAAACAAAAUGGACUGAGUUCCAACAAACAAAACCAGAGCUCGGCUCCGGGCAGUGCGACACAGUCUUCAAGGACGCCUCAGAACCCGCAGAAUCCGCAAAAAAACCCACAACAGCAGAGAGCUGCACUCGCCGCUCAGAACGCAAGAUCCGCUCCACCGAAGAAGGCGAAGAAGAGCAGAAAGUGUGUGAUUUUGUGAACAGAGUCGGCCUGCUUGUACUCCCCUUUUUUUUAAUACUCCUUGCUGCUUAUUGCUUUCCUAAAACUAUUCCCCCUAUUGAAGUUUCUUCCUGGAUAUUCGUAUAUCGUCUUCUACAGAAGGCUGCAGAUGUUUUUUUGAGCUAGAUCUUUGUUUGUUACAAUUACAGUUACUACCACUUUUACUAUCUUUAUCGC